AUGGGUGUCACCGGCCUCUGGACGGUCGUGCAGCCCUGCGCUCGUCCUAUCAAACUCGAGACGCUUAACAAGAGACGCCUCGCAGUGGACGCGUCAAUUUGGAUCUACCAGUUCCUAAAAGCGGUGCGAGACAAAGAAGGAAAUGCGCUGCGAAACUCCCACAUUGUCGGAUUCUUCCGUCGGAUAUGCAAGCUUCUGUUCUUCGGCAUCCGACCCGUGUUCGUCUUUGAUGGCGGCGCCCCGGUCAUGAAGAGACAGACGAUUGCAGGCCGGAAGAAAAGACGCGAAGGUCACAGAGAAGAUGCUGUGAGGACAGCGGGGAAGUUGCUCGCAGUACAAAUGCAAAGGAGCGCCGAAGAAGAAGAAACUCGCCGACGCAAUAAGAACCGGAGACAAGAAGAGGAAGAGGUGACGGAUGCACCAGUCUAUGCAGAUGAGGCGUUCAUGACUGAGAAAGAAAGGCAACAAACUCGACGUUUCAAGAAAAAGGAUGCCUACCACUUACCGAACCUGGACGUUUCGCUCCAGGAUAUGGGCGCACCAAAUGACCCGCGUAUCAUGUCACAAGAAGAGCUGGAGGAAUAUGCUCGACAUUUCCACCAAGGCCAAGAUAUCAAUCUUUAUGACUUUUCCAAGAUUGACUUCGAUAGUUCAUUCUUCCUCAGUUUGCCCGCGACUGAUCGGUACAACAUCUUGAACGCCGCAAGAUUGAGAAGUCGGCUGCGUAUGGGCUACUCCAAAGAGCAGCUAGAUACCAUGUUUCCUGACCGCAUGGCAUUCUCAAGAUUCCAGAUCGACCGAGUUGCGGAGCGCAAUGAUCUUACUCAGCGACUAAUGAACAUAAGUGGUAUGAAUGGCGAGGAAGCAUUUUACAAAUCUGGGCAGCGUGUUGCGGGAGAACGCGGUAGAGAAUAUGUGCUUGUCAAGGAUCAUGACCAUGUGGGUGGCUGGGUGCUGGGUGUUGUUGGAAAUAAAGAGGGUGAUGAGGAAAAACCCAUCGAUCUUGAUCGGCCUGAGAUAUUGUCCUCGGAAAAUGAGGAGUCAGAUGAUGACGACUUCGAGGAUGUACCAAUCGAGGGUCUCAAUCGACUUCCUAAACUUCCUUUCCUCCAAGAUGGUGCAUUUGAUCGAUCUCUUCAGCAUCAACGCGACGAGGACUUUGACAUUCAAAGAGCUAUAGCUGAAUCACGUCGGACUGCGCUGCAUCAGCCAGUGAAUGACCGCCAAAUCCAAGCAGUAGAUGAUGAUUCGCUAUUUGUCCAGGCCGAUGGAAACAUCGGUGCCCAGCAGCAGAACAACGACACUGACGACUAUUUUAAUGGUGAUGAUGAUGACGACCUUGAACAAGCCAUUGCUCUUUCAUUGCAACCAGAUACCAACCAUGAUGAAAUUGUGCCAGAAAUUUCCAUCAAUCGACCUGCCGAGCGAGCCCCUUCUUAUGAUAUGACGAUGCCAGACCCCGAUUCUGAAAGCGACGAUGGAAUGGAUUUUGCGACUGCUGUCGCCAAAACCAAAGUCACAAAGAAGGCCCCUCAGCCGUCAAAUCCAUUCGGUGGUCCUCUUCCAUUCGAGUCUAUCAAGCUCACGAAAGCCACAAAAGACACUGGUAAAGAUAUUGAGGCAGAUGAAAGCGCAGGUGGCUUCGUAAAGGAAUCCACACAGAAACCUAAACAGGCAGACCCGCUUCCUCCCUGGUUCGCUGGCGAGCGCUUGAACCAAGAUUUUAUCGUUGAUCCCAUCGAAGACCCCAAAGAAGAAGAGAAACUGGCGGCACCGGAUCAUUUGUUUCUUUCCAACCGUCGCUCGCCAGAGAUAAUUGAUGUCGAUCAAAUAUCCGACACCAAGGAGGUUGUUGAUCUAGAGGGUUCAGAGGGAAUAGUCGACAAUGAAGAAAGAAAGCUUGAACCAAUCUCCGAUGAACAAAUUGCAAAGCUUUACCGCGAGGUCGAUGAUGAGCCAUCCAAUGAAUCAACCCAACCCAAUACGAAAGAUGAUGAAGCGCCACUCGACAUUGCCAAAGAGCAACAUCAAGAAUCGGUGCCCGUACCCGAAGCAAAAACCUCAGAGAUACCACUCCCUAGUGAGCCUUCUCCGUCACCUGAAUUCGAGGAUGUGAUUACGCAGCCACAGACAAACGGCCCUGAGAUUACUGUUGUAUCCCACGAGGUCCAGCCCCGACCCCAGCCUUUUGACGAUGUUGAGCAACCAGAGGCCUUUGCUGAAGAUCAAGGCGAUUACAGUGACCCAGAAGAUGAAGAUCUCUUCAAACAGCUUGCAGCCGAAGGCGAAGAGCAUGCUCGGUUCACCCAAACUCUAAAUAAUGUUGUUCCUAUGCAAAAUGCAUUUGAUUUUGAGCAAGAACUGAAACAGCUACGCAAUCAACAAAGAAAUGAACGUCGUGAUGCAGAUGAGGUGACCACUAUAAUGAUCAAUGAAUGUCAGCAGCUGUUGACUCUCUUUGGGUUACCCUACAUCACUGCGCCGAUGGAAGCUGAGGCGCAGUGCGCUGAAUUGGUCUCGCUAGGUCUUGUUGAUGGCAUUGUCACGGACGAUAGCGAUAUCUUCCUUUUCGGUGGAACACGAGUCUAUAAAAAUAUGUUCAGUCAAAGCAAAUUCGUGGAAUGCUACCUAGCAUCAGACUUAGAGAAGGAAUAUGCCCUUCAUCGACAAAAGCUCAUCAGCUUUGCUCAUCUGUUAGGUAGCGAUUACACCGAGGGAAUCCCUGGCAUUGGUCCUGUCACGGCCCUGGAGAUCAUUACUGAAUUCUCCAACCUCGAGGAGUUCCGCGACUGGUGGACAGAAGUGCAAAUGGGCGCAAACAAACCUGACGACGUUCAUCUCGCCUUUCGGAAGAAAUUCCGAAAAAAGGCAUCCAAGAUCUUCCUUCCGCCCUCAUUCCCUGAUACUCGAGUUGACACUGCCUAUUUGGAACCUGAGGUUGAUGCGGACCCCUCUCAAUUUCAAUGGGGUGUACCCGACUUGAACGGUUUGAGGCACUUUCUCAUGUCCACCAUCGGCUGGAGCCAAGAGCGCACAGAUGAGGUUUUGGUCCCCGUCAUUCGUGAUAUGAAUCGUCGAGAUCAGGAGGGCACACAGUCCAAUAUCACACAGUUCAUGGCAGGUCCACAAGGUGCAGGUGCGUUUGCGCCUCGUGUUCGAUCAAGUGGGCCUAGCCGCAUGGAAAAGGCGUUCGGUCGACUACGACAAGAGGCUCAAGGAGGCCAGAUCUUGCCUGGUGAUGAGUCACCAGCCACGGAAGGAAAUGGCGAAGAAGCCACCAGUUCGCAAAAGAAAACUAAGCGGGGGGCAUCAUCCACCCAGGCUAAAUCUGGAACGAGUAAGAAGCGAAAGACUCGUGUAGAGUCCUGA
Penicillium nucicola is the source of this 3369-nucleotide messenger RNA. RefSeq names its product ssDNA endodeoxyribonuclease RAD2. The transcript has a single exon. Bases 1 to 3369 code for a protein of 1122 amino acids. NCBI's taxonomy places the organism in Eukaryota, Fungi, Ascomycota, Eurotiomycetes, Eurotiales, Aspergillaceae. The record is from RefSeq and is a predicted model, not a curated record. Gene Ontology annotation, cellular component: nucleus. Gene Ontology annotation, molecular function: single-stranded DNA binding; DNA endonuclease activity. Gene Ontology annotation, biological process: nucleotide-excision repair.